AUGGGUCUGGUCAUGGAGCGCGGGGGGCCAUACUCGCGGGGGCUGCACAAAGCGGGGGGCAGUGAGCGGGGUUGCUGGUACUACCUGCGUUACUUUUUCCUCUUCGUCUCGCUCAUCCAGUUUCUCAUUAUCCUGGGCCUCGUGCUCUUCAUGGUGUACGGCAACGUGCAUGGCGGCACCGAGUCCAACUUGCAGGCCACCGAACGCCGGGCCGACGGCCUCUACGGCCAGGUCGUGGGGCUCACGGCCACCCACGCCAACCUGACAAAGGAGCUCAACCUCACCACCCGCGCCAAGGAUGCCAUUAUGCAGAUGCUGCUGAGCGCCCGCCGAGACCUGGACCGCAUCAACGCCAGCUUCCGCCAGUGCCAGGCCGACCGGGCCAUCUACCUGAACAACCAACGAUACAUGGCCGCCAUUAUCUUGAGUGAGAAGGAAUGCCAGGAGAAUUUCAAGGAGAGCAACAAGAGCUGCAAUGCUUUGCUCCACGUUCUGGGCCUAAAGGCCAAGACACUGGAGGUGGAAGUGGCAAAGGAGAAGGCUGUGUGCGCCAAAGACAAGGAGACCCUGGCGUUGGGCAAACGGGUGGUGGAGGAGCAACUGGCCGAGUGUGGGAAGACUCGAGUGCAGCUGCAGCAAGAACAGCGCAUUGCCGAGGAGCGGCUGCGGAAGGUGGAGAGCCUCUGCCUCCUGUUUGACAAGGAGAAGUUUGAGACACAGUUGCACAAUGUCUGGAGGGAUUCCAUCAUCCCGCGCACCCUGGACAGCCUAAGUUACACACCCUAUCAUCCCCUCAGUUCGGAGGUAGCUUCCAUCCGCAGAGCCUGUGACCACAUGCCCGCCCUUAUGAGCACCAAGGUAGCAGAACUGGCCCGAAGCCUGCGAGUGGACAUCGAACGUGUAGCCCGUGAGAACUCGGACCUCCAGCGCCAGAAGCUGGAGGCCGAGCGUAGCCUGCAGGCCAGUCAGGAGGCCAAAGAGAAAGUAGAGAAGGAGGCUCAGGCCCGAGAGGCCAAGAUCCAAGCCGACUGUGCCCGGCAGAACCAGCUAUCUCUGGAGGAGAAGGCAGCACUGCGAAAAGAACGAGACAACCUGGCCAAGGAGCUAGAGGACAGGAAGAAGGAGGUGGACCAGCUCAAGAUGCAACUGGCUGUCAGCAACUCAGCCCUGGACACCUGCAUCAAGGCCAAGUCGCAGCUGGUGCCCUUGCCAAGACCCGUGGGUUCUCCCCCCAACCCCCCACCCAUCGACCUAGCUAGCCUGGAGGAAUUCAAGAAGAAGAUCCUGGAGUCCCAGCGAUCGCUGCCAGGCAGUGUGGCAUUCCCAUCCAGGUGA
Orycteropus afer afer is the source of this 1335-nucleotide messenger RNA. It is a transcript of the gene PLVAP, whose product is annotated as plasmalemma vesicle associated protein. The transcript is spliced from 5 exons. The record is from RefSeq and is a predicted model, not a curated record. The coding region runs from base 1 to 1335 and encodes 444 amino acids. Gene Ontology annotation, cellular component: caveola. Gene Ontology annotation, biological process: positive regulation of cellular extravasation; regulation of vascular permeability. NCBI's taxonomy places the organism in Eukaryota, Metazoa, Chordata, Mammalia, Tubulidentata, Orycteropodidae.